GGGCGCGGUGUCAGAGUGCAAAUUAUCGAGAGCAGUCGCUUGCCCGACGUCGCGCCGGACCCACGUCCCUCAUGGCGUCCCUCAAGAUUAUUGCGCUGUCCGCGUUCUGCUUCCAGCUGGCGCUUCUCUCGGAACCGCCGUGCGUGAUGGAGCUGGAGUGCGCGGAGUGCGUGCCGGAGAACAUGCCGGUGGUGACGUCGCACCGCGCGGCCAACGGGUCGGUGCGCGCGCGCGCGGGCGAGGAAGCUCGCGCUGGCGUGCGCGGGCGGCAAGUUCUCGCCUACCCGCUGCACGAGUCGCUGCGCGCCGUGUGCGAGGCGGGCCGCUACCGCGUGGCGCUCGACCGCAAGCUGCGGCACCUGCUCGAGCUCGGCUGCCAGGAGAGCGUGUUCGAGGACGUGCUGCACCAGGUAGACCGAUGUGGAGCUCCGUAUCAGGGGCGAGCGUACCAGAUGCGGGAGCCGAUCACGGGCACGGUGCGGCACCUGGCGACCGUCUGCUACGACGAAGACCGCGCCGUGGCCAUCAGGAUGCACGUCACCAACGCUGCCAGGAACCACCUACAACUGCCGCCGCACGAGGACCACACCGCGCCGCUCAGCCUCCUUGGAAACUUCAACCACAUGUUCGACGCGAAAACCCGCCAUGACGCAGAGAAACUGUAUUCAGAUGACGCGAGAAUGAACCGGCGGCUUCACGAGUUGUUCAAGCACGAUAAAUACUCGUUCGCCGCACAGAAACUCACGUCAGCCAACCUGCUCAGCAAACACUACUUCGAAGAUCAGAACAUGCGCGUGACCGACUUCGUGUCAAACAAAGUGGCGGUGUGGGAGUCGGUGGCGGAGGGCAACCUGCGGCACCUGCAGCGGGACGUGGCCAAGCUGCUGGAGAUGGCGCGGCCGCACGAGGAGCUGGAGGUGUACGCGGGCACGCACGGCGUGCUGUCGCUGCGCACGGGCCACGCGCGGGCGGAGGUGUUCCUGCGCGCGGCGCGGCGCUUCCCCGUGCCGCGGUUCGUGUGGACGGCGGUGGUGGCGCGGGCGCGGCGCGCGGGCGUGGCGCUGGUGCUGCUCAACGACCCGUUCGUGGCGGUGAGCGAGGUGCGCGCGGCGGUGUUCUGCGACAGCGCGUGCGGCGGCGUGGCGUGGCUGCACGAGCUGCGCCGCCACCGCAACUACGAGUGCCCGCUGCAGGGCCUCGUGUUCUGCUGCCAUCUGCACAACUUCACCAGCGUCGUGUCCGAGAUGCCGCUCGACGAAGUGCAGGUCGACGCCGGGGUCGCCGGCAUGCUCAAUAAUAACCUCUUUGUUUAGAACUAUUUUACUAAAAUACGGACUCCUUAUCGGGUUCACCUAUUAAAAUAUCAAUGUCGCGAAAGAAAUGUCGUUAUCGCAAGCUUUUUCUGUUCAAGAAAAUUAAGUAUUGAAAUACUUACAAUAUAAUAUCAACAGUUUGUUCAAUAAAAGAAACAAUAUUAUAUUUUUAAAA
Molecule: messenger RNA, 1488 nt
Organism: Manduca sexta (tobacco hornworm)
Lineage: Eukaryota; Metazoa; Arthropoda; Insecta; Lepidoptera; Sphingidae
Exons: 3
Coding region: 72-1313 (413 amino acids)
Source: RefSeq, a predicted model, not a curated record